Lolium perenne is the source of this 927-nucleotide messenger RNA. RefSeq lists its product as uncharacterized. Lineage: Eukaryota; Viridiplantae; Streptophyta; Magnoliopsida; Poales; Poaceae. The record is from RefSeq and is a predicted model, not a curated record.
GAAGCAACAAGCAGGCACGAGAUUUGUCUCAGAAAAAAUAAAGGCAAGCAAGAGAUGGGGAGUGGCGGAGGCGUAGGAGAAGAAGCUGAUGGAGGCGACGAGGCGAGUGGAAAGGCGGAGGCGCUCGCAUCAAGUAGGCUCCUCGAUCCGGAAUUUAAGCCCUCCAAGCUAUCCCAAGAUCGGCUCGACAAGUUCAAGGAAUUACACAAGAAAUGCCUACAAAUAAACGAAAAACCAAAAUACAAAGGAAAAUCUAAAGGAAGCACUAAUAGGAAUGCUAAAGUAUCCAAUUCUAAAUUCAGUAAUAAGGAUAAAUCCGUUGAUAACACUGCAACAGAUGUACAUCAUACAGCAUCAACUACAGGUACCCAAGAGAAUCAUGCAACGUCCCUGCCCUUAAGGAACAAAAGGAAGUUACGCUGGGGGCUUGAUGUUAAAGAGCGGUGGGAGAGAAAAGCGAAUAUGUGAAUUCCUGAAGAUCAAUUGUGUUCUCAGAGCAAACCAUCCCUCCAUGUAAAUUAAGAAAAGUCGACCCCAGAAAGUUGUUAUUACCUUCUUCCUAGCUGGAUGGAUCCAUCUUUCUUUUAGCAGGCAUAGCAAGAAUUGGGCAGCAAGCUUCCUGAUUUGCAGGUUUCCCUGUGUGGUUAGACAUUCCUGUGUUCCUUUUUGUUUUUAAGUACCUGCCCAGAUCUUCUGUUGGGUACUUCAGGCCCACACAAGUUGUGGAAUAGCCUCCCGCUAUCUUAACGAGACAGGAAAGGUAUCUAUCUCAGAUGUUGUCUCUGGAGUAUGAUAUACCGAUGCUUGCUUGUAAAUUAGUAUUUAGGAAAUUUGAACUAAAGCCCCAACACUUAUGGAUUGGAGGGAGUACUCUAUUUUGUUUUUGAUUGGUGGCAGUUUAUCUAUUUUCUAAACCCUUGUUAUUCA